AUGGAUGAUCAUGAAACUUUUGGAGAAUUUAAUGCAAAACUGAUGGACAUUGUGAAUUCUAGCUUCAAUCUAGGUGAACCCAUCUCUAACUCUAAGGUGGUUAGAAAAAUUUUGAGAUCUCUUCCUGAGAGAUUUAGAGCUAAGGUCACAGCCAUUGAAGAGUCUAAGGAUGUGGAUUCCUUGAAGAUAGAUGAACUUGUAGGUUCCCUCCAAACCUUUGAGAUGACUCUUGUAUCACCUAGGAAAGUUAAGGGAAUUGCUUUAAAAGCUAUUAAAGAAGAGUCCCUAAGUUCCGAAAGUGAGGAUGAUGAGAAAAUGUCGGAGGGUGAGCUUAUUAAGUUUGCUAAAAAAUUCAAGAAGUACAUGAAAUUCAGAAAAGCCAAGAAAGAAUCAAAUGAUGGUAAAAAAUGGAGGAACUCAAUUGGAAAAGAGAAAAAUAUGGAGAAAGGUGUGAAAAAGGAGUUGAAAAUUGAGUGCUUUAAAUGUGGGGGAAAGGGUCACUAUGCAUUUGAAUGUCCCUCAAAGAAAAAAGACAAGAAGGCCAUGCAAGUUACUUGGAGUGACUCCGAGUCUAAUCAAUCAAGUGAAAAAGAAUCCAAUGGAAGUGAGGAAUGCACUAACUUCAUAGCCUUUGCUGCAAGUGUCAAUGAGGAACCUCUUUUAAAAGAAGCUUCAAGUGAGUCAAGUGAGUCAAGUGACUCCAAUGAUGAUGACAUGAGUUUUGACACAGCGUAUGAGACUUUGUAUAAGGAGUGUUUGAGCCUUAAACAAGAACAAGUCAAGUGGAAGGCUUCUAAGAAGAUUUUAACCAAUGAGGUUGAUGUUUUAAAGGGAGAAAAGAAAGCCUUGCUUGAUAAAAUUGCAUUUCUUGAAAAUGAACAUUUGGAAGUGAAGGAAAAAUGUGAUGUGUUGAAAAGUGAAAUUCAAAUGUUCAAGGAUGAGUUAAGUCUUAGGAAGGAAGAGUUACAUCCUAACUCUAAAAGACUUAAUGAGUUGAUUAAUUCAGGGCGUAAAUCUUUUGAUAAAAGAGGCUUAGGAUUUCUUGGUGAAAAUGCUACUCCAAGUAGUAGUAAAACGCCGGACGAGAGGAAACUUUCACGUCCGAUUUUGAAGGGGGGAGAUCCUAUAGGAUCCUAUCCCAAUUUUUCUUUUGCUAGGCCCAUAGAGAAAAAACCUACUUUCUUACGAUUACGAGGUUCAUUCGAAUAUGAAAUUCAAUCUUGGAAAUACAGCAUCCCACUUUUUUUUACUACCCAAGGUUUCGAUACAUUUCGAAAUCGAGAAAUCUCUACCGGAGCCGGUGCUAUACGAGAACAAUUAGACGAUCUGGAUUUGCGAAUUAUUAUAGAUUAUUCAUUGGUAGAAUGGAAAGAAUUAGGGGAAGAAGGGCCCACAGGUAAUGAAUGGGAAGAUCGAAAAAUUGGAAGAAGAAAGGAUUUUUUGGUUAGACGCAUGGAAUUAGCUAAGCAUUUUAUUCGAACAAAUAUAGAACCAGAAUGGAUGGUUUUGUGUCUAUUACCAGUUCUUCCUCCCGAGUUGAGACCGAUCAUUCAGAUAGAUGGGGGUAAACUAAUGAGCUCGGAUAUUAAUGAACUCUAUAGAAGAGUUAUCUAUCGGAACAAUACUCUUACCGAUCUAUUAACAACAAGUAGAUCUACACCAGGGGAAUUAGUAAUGUGUCAGGAGAAAUUGGUACAAGAAGCCGUGGAUACACUUCUUGAUAAUGGAAUCCGCGGACAACCAAUGAGGGACGGUCAUAAUAAGGUUUACAAGUCGUUUUCAGAUGUAAUUGAAGGCAAAGAAGGAAGAUUUCGUGAGACCCUGCUUGGCAAACGGGUCGAUUAUUCGGGGCGUUCCGUCAUUGUCGUAGGCCCUUCACUUUCAUUACAUCAAUGUGGAUUGCCUCGCGAAAUAGCAAUAGAACUUUUCCAGACAUUUUUAAUUCGCGGUCUAAUUAGACAACAUCUUGCUUCGAACAUAGGAGUUGCUAAGAGUCAAAUUCGAGAAAAAGAACCGAUUGUAUGGGAAAUACUUCAGGAAGUUAUGCGGGGGCAUCCUGUAUUGCUGAAUAGGGCACCUACUCUGCAUAGAUUAGGCAUACAGGCAUUCCAACCUAUUUUAGUGGAAGGACGUGCUAUUUGUUUACAUCCAUUAGUUCGUAAGGGAUUCAAUGCAGAUUUUGAUGGGGAUCAAAUGGCUGUUCAUGUACCUUUAUCUUUGGAGGCUCAAUCGGAGGCUCGCUUACUUAUGUUUUCUCAUAUGAAUCUCUUGUCUCCAGCCAUUGGGGAUCCCAUUUCCGUACCAACUCAAGAUAUGCUUAUUGGACUCUAUGUAUUAACGAGCGGGAAUCGUCGAGGUAUUUGUGCAAAUAGGUAUAAUCCAUGUAAUCGAAGAAACUAUCAAAAUGAAAGAAUUGACGAUAAUAACUAUAGGUAUACGAAAGAAAAAGAACCCUUUUUUUGUAAUUCCUAUGAUGCAAUUGGAGCUUAUCGGCAUAAAAGAAUUAAUUUAUAUAGUCCUUUGUGGCUCCGGUGGCAACUAGAUCAACGCCUUAUUGCUUCAAAAGAAGCUCCCAUCGAAGUUCACUAUGAAUCUUUGGGUACCUAUCAUGAGAUUUAUGGGCACUAUCUAAUAGUAAGAAGUGUAAAAAAAGAGAUUCCUUGUAUAUACAUUCGAACCACUGUUGGUCAUAUUUCUCUUUAUCGAGAAAUCGAAGAAGCCAUCCAAGGCUUUUGUCGGGCCUGCUCAUAUGAGACCUAAUCAUAUGAUACUUAGGCUAAGUAAUUAUAUGAUAUGAUACCGGUAUUAAUUCGGGUCUCUCCGGUUCAACUAGGAUCAUAGUUCUUGAAUUUCUACGCGAAGCAAGAUCGAGAAAAGGAAGUUUUACAACCACUGACUCAAACCCAUUGUCAAAUCCUACUCAGCGGAAUAUGGGGGUACUUAUGACAGAAAGGGCCAAUCUGGUCUUUCACAAUAAAGUGAUAGAUGGAACUGCCAUGAAACGAC
Messenger RNA from Vitis riparia (riverbank grape), 3006 nucleotides. RefSeq names its product DNA-directed RNA polymerase subunit beta'-like. Gene Ontology annotation, biological process: DNA-templated transcription. The transcript is spliced from 2 exons. NCBI's taxonomy places the organism in Eukaryota, Viridiplantae, Streptophyta, Magnoliopsida, Vitales, Vitaceae. The coding region runs from base 1 to 2760 and encodes 919 amino acids. Gene Ontology annotation, molecular function: DNA-directed RNA polymerase activity; zinc ion binding; DNA binding. The record is from RefSeq and is a predicted model, not a curated record.